Molecule: messenger RNA, 684 nt
Organism: Tauraco erythrolophus (red-crested turaco)
Lineage: Eukaryota; Metazoa; Chordata; Aves; Musophagiformes; Musophagidae
Source: RefSeq, a predicted model, not a curated record
AUGUUGCAGCCACCCAGCCCUUUUAGCAAGCUGAAAAAGCUAAGUGAAGAUAGUUUAACUAAGCAGCCUGAAGAAGUCUUUGAUGUUCUGGAGAAACUUGGUGAAGGGUCUUAUGGAAGCGUGUUUAAAGCAAUACACAAAGAGUCCGGACAAGUUGUAGCAAUUAAACAGGUCCCUGUGGAGUCAGAUCUUCAAGAAAUAAUUAAAGAAAUCUCUAUAAUGCAACAAUGUGACAGUCCCUAUGUUGUCAAGUACUAUGGCAGCUAUUUUAAGAACACAGAUCUAUGGAUUGUUAUGGAGUACUGUGGAGCUGGCUCUGUUUCCGACAUAAUUAGACUUCGUAAUAAAACGCUAACAGAAGAUGAAAUUGCAACUAUUUUGAAAUCUACUCUUAAAGGACUUGAAUAUUUGCACUUUAUGAGAAAAAUACAUAGAGAUAUAAAGGCUGGAAACAUCCUUCUUAACACCGAGGGACAUGCAAAAUUAGCCGAUUUUGGUGUGGCUGGCCAGUUAACAGACACAAUGGCAAAACGUAAUACUGUUAUAGGAACUCCGUUUUGGAUGGCUCCUGAAGUAAUACAAGAGAUCGGCUAUAACUGUGUGGCAGACAUCUGGUCGCUUGGCAUCACUUCGAUAGAAAUGGCUGAAGGAAAACCUCCUUAUGCAGAUAUUCAUCCAAUGAGA